Molecule: messenger RNA, 1608 nt
Organism: Argentina anserina (silverweed cinquefoil)
Lineage: Eukaryota; Viridiplantae; Streptophyta; Magnoliopsida; Rosales; Rosaceae
Product: triose phosphate/phosphate translocator, non-green plastid, chloroplastic-like
Exons: 9
Coding region: 118-1350 (410 amino acids)
Biological process (GO): transmembrane transport
Cellular component (GO): Golgi apparatus; membrane
Molecular function (GO): antiporter activity
Source: RefSeq, a predicted model, not a curated record
ACCAGCCUCUCUCUCUCUCUCUCUCAGCCUCGACGGACUCCUCGAGGCCUUAGUUUCUCUCUCUCACUCUCUCUAUCCGUCUCCGGCGCUCAGAUCUCGACCGUCUGAGUCUCCAAAAUGCAGACCGCCGCCUUCACUCUCUCCCCCUCUCUCCCUCUCCUCAAGUCCCGCCGCCUCUCCGCCCACUCCUCCACCCUCAGAUUCGCUCCCACGCGCGUCUCCGCCUCCCUUAAGCCUACCACCGCUCUCACCUCCUCCGCCAAUGACGCCGACCUCUCCGCCUCUCUCUCUCGCCGAUCCUGGUCCGGCUUCUCCUCCUCCGACUUCAAGCUCAGGCCGUGGACUUCUCCCGCCCUCGAUCGGAGCCGCUUCGAGGUCGCCGCUGCUGCCGAGAGCUCCGGCGAGACCGCCGAGCCGAAGAGUAGCUUGUUCAAGACUCUUGAGCUCGGGUCGUUGUUUGGACUGUGGUACCUGUUCAACAUCUACUUCAAUAUCUAUAACAAGCAGGUCUUGAAGGUGUUUCCAUACCCAGCAACUGUUACCGGAAUACAAUUUGCUGUUGGAUCGGUUGUUGUUAUGCUAAUGUGGGGUUUGAAUCUCUACAAGAAGCCGAAAAUCAGCGGUGCACAGCUCGCAGCAAUUCUGCCUCUGGCCGUUGUUCACACUUUGGGCAACCUUUUUACUAAUAUGAGUCUUGGGAAAGUGGCUGUAUCAUUCACCCACACGAUCAAGGCUACUGAGCCCUUUUUCUCCGUUAUCCUUUCUGCCAUGUUUCUCGGUGAGAUACCAACUCCCUGGGUGGUUGCUUCCUUGAUACCAAUUAUUGGUGGAGUGGGACUGGCAUCGGUUACUGAGGCCUCAUUUAACUGGGCGGGAUUCUGGAGUGCCAUGGCUUCCAAUUUGACAAACCAAUCUCGGAAUGUCCUCAGCAAGAAGGUCAUGGUUAAGAACGAGGCAUCUAUGGACAACAUUACACUCUUCUCGAUAAUAACAGUCAUGUCCUUUUUCUUGUUGACUCCUGUGGCCAUCUUCUUAGAAGGGGUGAAAUUUACACCAGCAGCUAUGACAUCUGCUGGAUUGAAUCUAAAUCAAUUAUAUGUGAGGUCUCUUAUUGCUGCACUCUGCUUCCACGCGUAUCAGCAGGUUUCAUAUAUGAUAUUGCAGAGGGUAUCACCUGUUACUCACUCUGUCGGCAAUUGUGUGAAGCGAGUGGUGGUUAUCGUGAGCUCUGUUAUCUUCUUCAAAACACCGGUCUCACCUAUUAACUCUCUUGGAACUGGGAUUGCACUCGCUGGAGUUUUCUUGUAUUCAAGGGUGAAGCGCAUCAAGGCAAAGCCGAAGACUGCUUGAAGUAUUGUGACGAGUCUGUUGAAUUAAACUGUAGAUCAGGGAGUUGGAAGCUUUCUUUUUUGGUGAAAAGAAACUAGUUAGCUUGGUUCUUGUCAUUCAAGUUUUAAAUUUUUGGCUUCUAUUUUGCGGACCAAAUGAUGUACUAUCAUCUGUAGUCUUUGGUUUUAAGUGUAAUUGAAAUUUCCCUGGGGUUUACGAAUGAGGAUUGAAUGUAGAAUGCAUUUUCAUUAUACAAGAAUCGCGACUAAACUUCCCUCA